Molecule: messenger RNA, 848 nt
Organism: Phoenix dactylifera (date palm)
Lineage: Eukaryota; Viridiplantae; Streptophyta; Magnoliopsida; Arecales; Arecaceae
Product: small ribosomal subunit protein uS17-like
Biological process (GO): translation
Cellular component (GO): ribosome; cytosolic small ribosomal subunit
Molecular function (GO): structural constituent of ribosome
Source: RefSeq, a predicted model, not a curated record
UAAUAUUCCCUUUCUUUCCUCCGUAUAAAUAAGUUCUAGGGUUUUAGCGGGCUGCCGCCGCCUCUCUUCCGCUACAGCCACCGCCGCUGCUCGCGUCUCCUUCCCGCGCUCGAAGGCCCUCCUUCGCCUGAUUCAAUCAUGGCCGAGCAGACCGAGAGGGCAUUUCUGAAGCAACCGAAGGUGUUUCUCUGCUCAAAGAAGGCUGGGAAGGGAAAGAGGCCUGGUAAGGGUGGGAACAGAUUUUGGAAGAGCAUUGGGCUUGGAUUCAAGACUCCCAGAGAAGCCAUUGAAGGAACCUAUAUUGACAAGAAAUGUCCAUUCACCGGUAAUGUUUCAAUUAGGGGUCGCAUUUUGGCGGGCACAUGCCACAGUGCCAAGAUGAACAGAACCAUAAUUGUGCGCCGAAACUACCUUCACUAUGUGAAGAAAUAUCAAAGGUAUGAGAAGAGGCACUCAAAUAUAGCAGCGCAUGCAUCACCCUGUUUCCGUGUGAAGGAAGGGGACCAUGUAAUCAUCGGGCAGUGCAGGCCAUUGGCAAAGACUGUGAGGUUCAAUGUGUUGAAAGUCAUUCCAGCUGGCUUAAAAAGUGGCGGCGGCAAGAAGGCUUUUGCUGCAAUCUGAAGUGGUCUUUAAGGUUCAGAGAGUAUUGAGAUGUGUCCGGUUAGAACUUUUUAUUGAGAGAUUGAUGUUAGAGCAGAAAUGUUAGGCUUUUAAAUUUCAUUUUGGGUACUUGCGUUCACCGAAAUAUUCAUGUAAGGUUUUGAUUGGAUCAUUGAAGUUUGAAAGGAUUGAACUUAUUGCAUUCAGAAUUUUGAACCCCUAUUUGGAAGGCCUUAUGAGUUAUGAUG